UGUAGAUAAUAAAUUUUGUUUUGUUUUGUUUAUAACAAUUAACAAUUAACAAACAGCCACAACAAUUUGAUCAUCAAGUACAAGGCAACGGCGUCUUUUUGAUUUACAUCCAUUCGUGUAUUAUCAUCUAGAUAAUUGUCAACUAUUGUAGACUUAAUAACCAAAAAUUUAUCAAUUAACCUUUGGUCUGAUCAACCAAAACUGUUAACUUAACCAUCAUCGAGAGCAUCACCAUUCACCAGGUUUUAAUAAUUUUGUUGAUUACUUUGUUAAAUCACAUUGAAUCAUGUCGAUACUUGGUGGACCUCAGGAUUCUGUUAAACUUAUAAUGUCAAAACAAGACUAUGUAAGUGGUAUGGAAACAUGUGAAUUCCAAUAUGACUGGACAAUUAAAAAUUUUGUCCAACUUUGGACUGUUGGUAAAAUCACAUCACCAAGUUUUUCCUCAAAGUACUCAAACUUUCAUGAUCAAUGGAUUGUAAAGCUGCAUCCAGAUUUUGACAAUUGGCAAGAUUCUAAGUACAUGUCAGUUGAUCUUCAACUUCAAACGUUAAAAAAUAUAUCUGAACUAUCAACACACUGCAGCAUAUCGAUUAAUAAAAGGAAUGAAUCAGAUCAUAAAUUCGUUUUUACGAAAUGUCCAGAAACAACUUCAUGGCCUAAUUAUAUUCAAACAUCUAACUUGUUAGAUUCGAGUUCUAGAUAUUUACAAAAUGAUGAACUUAAAAUUUGUAUAACAAUAUCAAUGUCAAAAAAAAAAAUAAAUAUUGAUGAUACAAAAAUUGCAUCAUCACGAUUAACAACGGACUUGAAAAAAAUUUUGUUAAAUGAACAAUUAAGUGAUGUUACGAUUAAAGUGGGUCAAAGAUCAUUUCGUGCAAUCAAAGGAAUUCUUGGAGCACGUAGUCCUGUUUUUGCUGCAAUGUUUAAUCAUGAAGAAUUCAAAGAAAAUGAAAAAAAUGAAGUUGUCAUUGAAGAUAUUGAAGAAAAUGUUUUUGAAGAAUUUUUACAUUAUAUUUAUACUGAUGAAUCACCAAAUGUUGAUAAAAUGCCAAUGGAACUACUUGUUGUUGCUGAAAAAUAUCAGAUGGAUUGUCUUAAAAAUAUUUGUGAAGAAGUAAUUUGUAAAACGAUAAAUGUUGAUAAUGCUGCAAGUAUGCUUGUUUGUUCUGAUAGAUAUCAACUUAAAAAAUUAAAAGAAAAAUGUUUAGAAUUUAUGAAAACAAAUUUACGAGCUGUGAUGUCAAAUGAAACAUUUCAAGUUUACAAAAAACAAUAUCCUGAAGUGUUUAUAUGCGUUCUUGAUUUGUUUAUGCCAUAAAAUAAAGUAAAGGAUAUUCAUUGUUUUUUGCUUUAAAAAAAAAAAAAAAAAACAGUCAUAUUUUAUAUAAAAUCACUUUGUGUCUGGUACAUCAAGGUGCUUAUGUAAUUUAAUUCAUAUAGUUUAAAUUUUUAUAAUAAUAAAAUAUCAUUAAUUUGUUUAAAUAAUAAAAAUUUGUGUUCU
Messenger RNA from Aphidius gifuensis, 1504 nucleotides. RefSeq names its product speckle-type POZ protein-like. NCBI's taxonomy places the organism in Eukaryota, Metazoa, Arthropoda, Insecta, Hymenoptera, Braconidae. Bases 287 to 1321 code for a protein of 344 amino acids. Gene Ontology annotation, biological process: regulation of proteolysis; proteasome-mediated ubiquitin-dependent protein catabolic process. The record is from RefSeq and is a predicted model, not a curated record. Gene Ontology annotation, molecular function: ubiquitin protein ligase binding. The transcript is spliced from 2 exons. Gene Ontology annotation, cellular component: cytoplasm; nucleus.